UUUUCCAGAGCCUCAGCCGGCGUACUACUGCUCUGAGGAACCGUUUGGUCGCAGUGAGGAGGAGAGAGCCCUGAGCUCAGAGGGCCAAAGGUCACCAGGGGUCACCGGCCGCGCCUGUACGCCCAGCCCUCCCCCCCCACCCUCACCACCACCACCAGCCCACGUCAACGAGAAAACUUCACCAAAGCUGUUCAGCCCAAGCAGGCUCACUUUUACUUCUUCCCAGUCUGGAGGAAACAGCACGAACAUGUCAGACCUGCCGUCCUUCACUCCCAGCGUCUUCCCUCCCAGCGCCUUCAACUACGAGCGACCGAGGCAUUUCAUCCAAUCACAGGCGACCUUUCAAGCCCCCAGCUACGAGAGCGUUCUGAAAGAGGCCCAUGAGAACCAAAACAACUCUCAACAGAACCUCAUCAGCUCCCAACAUGUUACAGAGACACAGAGCCAAGCCAAAGUGAUGUCUGCCCAAAGUCAAUCUUUCUCUCAAACUCAGUCGGUGUCCAAGUCCAUGUCGCAAACGCAGGCACAGUUUCAGUCACUGAGCCUCAGUCAGAACCAAGCCCAGUCUGUGACGCAGACCCAGGCCCAAACCCAGGUUCAUACCCAGGCCCAGGCUCAGUUACAAUCCAAAACCGAGGCCCAUACCCAGGCUGUGAUGCAAACACAAACCUACACCCAGGCCCAGGCCCAGGCCCAGGCCCAGGCCCAGGCCCAAACCCGGGUUCAUACCCAGGCCCAGGCCCAGGUUCAUAGCCAUGCCCAGGCUCAGUUACAAACCCAAGCCGAGGCCCAUACCCAUUCCCAGGCCCUGAUGCAAACACAAACCCACACCCAGGCCCAGGCCCUGGCCCAGGUUCACACUCAGGUUCAUUCUCAGUCCCAGUCUCAGGCCCAGGUCCAGAUCCAGUCCCAGGCCAAUGGCACCAGCAAGUCCUCUCCAUCCUCUUCAAGUCUCAGCUCUCCUAUCUCCACCCCCGCCUCCUUUACUGCUCCUCCUCAUUCCUUCACAGCCCCCAUGCUCAGUCCGUCUGCUGCCCCCGCCUCCUCCUCUGCUCCUUUCCCCCUCCCGCCAUCCUCCCCUUUCCCCGCCUCCUCC
Molecule: messenger RNA, 1096 nt
Organism: Notothenia coriiceps (black rockcod)
Lineage: Eukaryota; Metazoa; Chordata; Actinopteri; Perciformes; Nototheniidae
Product: transcription elongation regulator 1-like
Exons: 2
Source: RefSeq, a predicted model, not a curated record